Molecule: messenger RNA, 1108 nt
Organism: Perkinsus marinus ATCC 50983
Lineage: Eukaryota; Perkinsozoa; Perkinsida; Perkinsidae
Exons: 10
Coding region: 1-1023 (340 amino acids)
Source: RefSeq, a predicted model, not a curated record
AUGGAAGAAGCUCUUAGAGUAGCAUGGGAUGCCGCCCCUGGCAUGACCAGGGCAAUCGUCCUCAUGUACAUCAUCCUUCUACUCUGUGGGCUAAUACUCCAGCUCACCAACACGUAUGUCGCGGACGAAUUCGUGGAUUUGACCGUGUGGAACUUCUGGUAUCGCCGGCAAUAUUGGUUGCCGCUGACGAGUCCUUUUAUCUACUCCCUUAACGUGUUCACGAUGAUCGCGGGUCUACCUGUGGGUUAUUAUCUUUUAUGCCGACUGCCGUCCAUGGAGAGGACUAAGGGGUCGACAGGUAUGUUGUUCUGGUUCUUAAUCACCGUUUACACUAUACUUUUACCUCCCUUUUUUACUACCGUGGCGAUUUCUCGAGUGGGCGGGUGGAUCCCUCUCUUCCAAUGGUUGGGGGAUUCUUUUUCAAGGGCGAAGUUCAGCGGUCUUUUCCCCCUGGCCGUCUUUUUGAUCACUAAGGAGUGUAUCAUGGAUCGCAGUGGUGAAUCCCAGCUGCUUGGUAUAUGGCCUGUACCUAACAAAUGGUAUCCGUGUGUAGUGAUACUCAUCAUAACGCUAUUCACGUGGAGUAUUCGUCUGGACUUAAUCGCCGCAGCGGUGAUCGCUCUACUUAAUACAAGGUUCGCCUUUUUGAAUAAACUGGAACUAUCACUCUGGAUUGUAGCUGAAGUAGAGAAUAAUCUUCUACGCAAGUGGCUUAUGCCUCGAUCCCUCUUUGGUGGAGAGUACAUACCUGUAGAACGAUCUACCGCUUUUAUUGCUAACGAUGACGCGGGUACUGAGAUGAGCCAUACUGCUGGGGACUUGGAAGCUGGUACUGAAAGUGGCCAUGAUGAAACUCAUGGAAAUACAGCAGUUGAAGGCUCUUCCCAGGGCGAGGAUCAUCACCAUGUUCCACUGCCUGCAGUGACAGUUGCAGCGAACAGGUCCAUCAUUCAAGACCCUUCACGGGUGCCCCUGGUUAGUGAAGCUGAGAACUCAGGGAUUCAGAAUGGUGGUGAUUGCUGAUAUUAUCUCGCAGUGUUCCGUUAGUUAUUGCAUUUGAAAGACGUUCUUAUUCUUCAGCAGCUGCCGAGCUGUGUCAGGUUAUCCC